Crotalus tigris (Tiger rattlesnake) is the source of this 3007-nucleotide messenger RNA. RefSeq names its product protein phosphatase 2 regulatory subunit B'beta (gene PPP2R5B). The coding region runs from base 35 to 1510 and encodes 491 amino acids. NCBI's taxonomy places the organism in Eukaryota, Metazoa, Chordata, Lepidosauria, Squamata, Viperidae. Gene Ontology annotation, biological process: protein dephosphorylation; signal transduction. The transcript is spliced from 13 exons. The record is from RefSeq and is a predicted model, not a curated record. Gene Ontology annotation, cellular component: cytosol; protein phosphatase type 2A complex; nucleus. Gene Ontology annotation, molecular function: protein phosphatase activator activity.
AGCUGCCGGACGGACUCUUGCCCCGCUUCAGGACAUGGAGACCAAAAUCCCGCCGGCCGUCACCCCGACCAGCCCGUCCUCCCCCGGGCUGUCCCCCGUGCCCCCACCGGACAAAGUGGACGGUUUCUCCCGCCGGUCGCUUCGCCGCUCCCGCCAGAGACGGUCGCACAGUUCCUCCCAGUUCCGAUACCAGAGCAACCAGCAGGAGCUGACCCCUCUCCCCCUGCUGAAAGAUGCUCCGGUUUCAGAGCUCCACGACCUCCUGUGUAAGAAGCUGCAACAGUGCUCCAUCGUCUUCGACUUCCUGGACUGCGUGGCUGACCUGAAGGGCAAGGAGAUCAAGCGGGCAGCCCUGAACGAGCUGGUGGAGUGCGUGGCCACCAACCGUGGCAUCCUGAUUGAGCCACUCUAUCCGGAGAUCAUCAAGAUGAUCUCAGUCAACAUUUUCCGAAUUCUUCCACCCAGUGAGAACCCUGAGUUUGAUCCCGAAGAAGAUGAACCAAACCUGGAACCGUCUUGGCCCCAUCUCCAACUUGUAUAUGAAUUUUUCCUCCGGUUCCUUGAAAGUCCAGACUUCCAACCCUCGGUUGCCAAGCGCUACAUAGACCAGAAAUUCGUAUUGAUGCUGCUAGAAUUGUUUGACAGCGAAGACCCCAGGGAACGUGAAUACCUCAAGACCAUCCUUCACCGGGUUUACGGCAAAUUCCUGGGCCUUCGGGCGUAUAUUCGCAAGCAAUGCAAUAACAUUUUUUUGAGGUUCAUCUACGAGACGGAGCAUUUCAACGGAGUGGCUGAGUUGUUAGAAAUCCUCGGGAGCAUCAUCAACGGCUUCGCCCUGCCCUUGAAGGCGGAACACAAGCAGUUCCUCAUCCGGGUCCUCAUCCCGCUUCACUCCGUCAAGUCACUCUCCAUUUUCCAUGCCCAGCUGGCCUACUGUGUGGUCCAGUUCUUGGAAAAAGAUGCCACGCUGACCGAGCACGUGAUCCGCGGCCUGUUGAAAUACUGGCCAAAGACCUGCACCCAAAAAGAGGUGAUGCUCUUAGGUGAAAUUGAAGAGAUCCUGGACGUCAUCGAACCGUCGCAGUUUGUGAAGAUCCAGGAGCCCCUCUUCAAGCAAGUGGCCCGCUGCAUCGCCAGCCCCCACUUCCAGGUGGCUGAACGGGCGCUGUAUUUCUGGAACAACGAAUACAUCCUGAGCCUGGUGGAGGACAACUGUCACACGGUACUCCCUACCAUCUUCGGCACGCUCUACCGUGUCUCCAAGGAGCACUGGAACCCGACCAUUGUGUCUCUGGUCUACAACGUCCUCAAGACCUUCAUGGAGAUGAAUGGCAAGCUGUUUGAUGAACUCACUGCCUCCUACAAGGUGGAGAAGCAGCAGGAACUGAAGAAGGAAAAGGAACGCCAGGAGCUCUGGAGGCAUCUGGACGAACUUCAGCUGCAGAAGCUGCAAGGCUUGGAAGAAGCCAAGAUGAACCGCCUGAAUUUGCAACGCACCCUGGCCAGCUAGGAGCCCCUCCACUCCUGGAAAUGACCCCCGUGGGCGGUGGGAGCCACCCAUCGUCCCAGUCUGCGACAGCUGGUGCCCUCCCCUCCAUCCGUGUGCUGAACUGGACCUCCCGUCCUCGGCUGCCCCCCCAUCGAGGCCAGCUAGAAAGCAAAGGAUCAGAGUUUGGGGGCUGGGCUGGGGGGGGGCAGCAGAGGGAGGGGGGAGAGAGGAGUUGGCAGAGCCCCGUGCUGGACUGCGAUGCCCCCCCCCCAAAAAAACUGAUGGGCCUGUAAAUAGGGGAGGCACAGUCUUGCAAAGACAGUUGGGGGAAACGGUUAGAUUGGGAGGGGUGUGGCACUGUUCUAAGGCACUGUUGUACCCAAAUCUAUUUCCCAUCUCUUGGGGGGGGGGAAGAAUUGGAGUGCAAUACUGAAGAGCGAGGGGUAACAGGGCUCCUCCCCCUCCCCUGCUACUCCAGGGCAGCGAAAAUGCCCACCCUGUAGUAGUGACCCUGACCCGCGGCUGUACAGCCCCCCCCUCACCUCCUAACCCCACGCUUCCUUCCCCUCCUCUUUUGCUAGUGACGAAGGGCAGCAGGCAGAAGGAUGGUUCUGGGGGGGGCAUGUGCCGCCAGAGAAGACAGGGCGGCCACCCCGGAAGAAGCCCGCGCAGGGUGCGUGUGUUCAAAAGGGUGGGGUGGUCUUGCGUGGAGAAGAAAUUUGCUCCCACCCACCGAUUGUUUACGUGGAUUGGCAGUUGCGUCCGGCUGGCUAUGUGGCUGUGCGUGCGAGAGAGGAUGCAGGUGGUCUUCACUUUGUCCUCUGCAGUUCGGGGGGGGGGCACGUGCAGGGGGUGUCUCUGUGUGCCCCCUUUCUUUGGUUUGUGUUCCCCAGGAGGUUUCAGAACACACAUACACACACACACACACGGAUUUCCCUUUUGCCCAUGGCCGAAACAAGUUUGCCCUUCUCCUCUCUGUUGUACCCAAAUCUGUUUCCCAUCUCUCCUCCUCUUUUCCACCUAUCUUCACCCUCCUCCUCCCAUUUUCUCUUAUCCUCCUUCCUCCUAUCUUCUUUUCUCCUCUAACUCUUCCUCCACCCCGUUCUCUUCCUCCUCUUCUCCUUCCCCAUCUUCCUUCCUUCUCCUUCUCCCUCUUCUCCUUCCUCCUAUCUUUUGUCCUCUAACAACUAACUCCUCCUCCCUGUUCAUGCCCUCUUUCCUCCUCCUCUUUCCUCUUCCUUCCUCUUCCUCUUCUUCUUCUUCUUCCUUCUCCCCCCACCCAGGUUCCUCACCUUGGGGAAGACAUAUUUGCUGGAGAGGACACCGAGUGACUUCAAAGGAGUUGUAGCAGGCUCUGUGUGUGUGAGUGUCCGCGUGCGCCUGUUAUGUGUAUUUAGGACAGUGGUUCUCAACCUUUUUAAUGCCGUGACCCCCAACCGGUCGUAAGUUGAGGACUACUCAACCGGUCGUAAGUCGAGGACUACUCAGCUGGUGCAGCACCAUUUGCAGAAUGGGACU